This is a messenger RNA of Ceutorhynchus assimilis (cabbage seed weevil), 18295 nucleotides long. The record is from the annotation of a GenBank genome assembly. NCBI's taxonomy places the organism in Eukaryota, Metazoa, Arthropoda, Insecta, Coleoptera, Curculionidae.
AUUAAGCUUAACAUGACAUACCGUUUUCGAACGCAACCCUGUUGGCAGUUACCCGAUUCUUGGCAGUCUCCCAUAUGUUGAUGUUUGUUGGUGUUGGUAGCUCCAUUGUGCAGUGUGCUGUCACUAAAUUUGAACCCAUAUUAUAAUUUAAUAGUUUUAACACAGGUUUUAAUAUAGCUACGUCAAUACAUUACUGUACAACAGAUUCUACUGCUAAGUAAAGUAAACCAGGUCAUAACAUCACACAAAAACUUCAAGACUACACCUACGUUACCUACGUAUUAUGAUUUGAAAAUUCCUAGAAAGGUUGUAAUAAUUAGUAAUGAAAUAUUCACAAUCACAAUUAAUACUCAUGAAUUGAUAAGUCUAGUUGUUGUUAGACAUUCCAUUCAAUUCAGUAACAAUGUGGGUCCCAACUCAUGUGCAGGUGACAGUGCAGAGGGCAAUUGGUUUAAUAACAAAAGGUAAAAACAACACAAAUGAUUGCUUUGUAACCAUAGGACUGGGAAAAAUAAAAUAUCAAACUUCAGUUAAGGAGAAAGCUUCGGCUGCAGUUGAAUGGCAUGAAGAAUGUGAACUUCCCAUACCGGAUCAAGGCAACACUGCAGAGAUAGUUUUAACAGCACUACAUCACAAUUUUUUGGGAGUGGAUGAGUUUUUAGGCAGAGUCACUAUACCGUUGAAUACUUUGGACAUAUAUGAGAGGCCGAAAAACAAAUUGUAUCCCUUACAAUCAAAAACUGGUCAUAAACAAAAAGAACGAGGGCAGCUAGAAGUUAAAAUAGCCUUCAAUGUGAAAUCUGGCAGUCUCACAAAUCUGAGCAAAAAAGAGAAACAAAAAUCAUCCCUGUCCGUAGUAGCUCAAUCUGUUGGAGGAAGUUUAUUAAGCCUGGGAAGCGGAGAAAGGAAAGGAAUAAGAAAACUUGCCAAGUCUAUAGGGUCAAAAUUACAUUUGAAGGGCAAGAAGAAGGAUGAUUUUGAUGAUGGAGCUUCCUCCAUUGGAAGUGUUGGCAGCUUGAAUAUGCGUAGCCAAACUUUAAACAGGAAAUUUAGGAGCAAACAGACUCUUGAAGAUGCAGAUCCUGGAGUUGUAAGUGACGAAGAUGAAUUUACUUUUGACGAUUUGUCCCACAAAAGUUCUGCUAGUUCUCUAAGCAUCCAAGCAAAUGUUUCCAGCACCGCAUCACCUCCAGCCAUAAAGGAACCUGUACCAGAAAAUGCACCUUCUAAUAACAUUGUGAUUCCUGUACCUGUGUUGGCCAAAAGUCAAGUACUUCCUCCUUCAAAACCACCAAGAUCUGAACCUAAACCUCAACAGGAUGAAUGGGAAACCAAGUUAUUUGGAAACUCCAAACCUAAAGUUACAUUACGACCUAGCUCUAGUGAAUCGUUAAAUCGAAGGUCAUGGGACUCUUCCAAAUUAGUCUCUCAAAUUGUUGAAGAAUCCGAAAGUCUUGCUAGUCCAUCCACGAAUGAAGACAACAUUAGCAUCAAGUCGACACCAGACACCACAAAAAGGGAUGACAAGGAUGGAAUGUUUUCGAAGCUGAAGAAUAAUUUUAGAAAAGAUAAGGAAAAAAGCGAAACAUCACCAAAACGUGACAAAUCUGCAAACAACUCUAAUGAACGUGUUCUGAUAGGAGUUGAACGGGAGGCUACACCUGGAAAACCAAGUAACCACAUAUCAAAUGAACUUUUGCAGAAGUUCCAAGGAAAAACUAGAGAGGACUUGAUUCUGGCCUUGACUGAGACGCAGAGUGACCUGGAGAAACAGAAAAAAAAACUGAAAGACCUUGAAGACUAUCUGGACGACCUUUUGCUGAGAGUUAUGGAAACCACGCCAAAAAUAUUACAAAAUCCUUAUGUCACCUACAAACUAUCACAGAAGCAAUAUUUAUAACUAUGACUUGAUAUUGAAGUAAGAUGUCAUGUAUCCAUAAGAAAUAGAGGCUUAUAUCAAGUUCAUAUGUUGUGAAGUGAAUGAUGUUCUGACACAAUCGAACAAAUGAAAAUUGAGGGCAGAAUGGUCCUUCGGUUAACCAAGGACCAUUCUAUUCACAAUCUUCAUUCCUUCCUGUUCUCAAGAUAGGUACUUGUUGAUAAUAUAAUAAUAUAAGCCUCUAUUUGCUACUUUCUAUUGAAGUAUUCGAUACUCGUUUCUAGGCUCACAUUUUGACUUAGAUAGGGGCUUAUAUCAAAAAUUAUCUUGCAAAGUGAAUGUUGUCUUCACAAACCGUUCUUCGGUUAUUGAAGGGCCAUUCUUCUCCAAAUUUUCUUUCCUUUGAUCAUGUCCAGACAUCAAUCUCUACAGCCUAUCAUAAAACUAGUAUUUAUAACUAUGACUUGAUAGUACUACAGUAAGAUUUCAAGUAUCCGUCGUAAAUAGAGGCUCUUUAAAGGGUCUUAAAAACGAAAAUAAAGAUGGCUACGAUUUUUUAAACUAUUCACUAUUCCGCUUUUUUGUUGUAUCGAAAACAUCUUCUCAAGCAAAAAUCUUCUGACAAAUGACGAAAUAAUAAUGCCAAAAAUGUGCCACUGUGGCAUUUAUUUAUGGAAACCGACGCGACGUAACGUUUGUGUAAUCAAAGCACUCCGAUAAUUAUUAUUUUUUUUUUAAGUCCUGGUAUCAAAAAGUACAGUAUCCGUCAAAAUAAAACAGUACCGAACAUACAGGUUAUAUCAUUUAUUAAUUUGUAUAAUGCGUAUAUGUUCAAAAAAUGCUUCAUAGCUACGCAAAAAAGCUUCAUAACGAUUCUGCAAGUCAUUAAAAAUAUUUAGUGAGAGUGGUUGCUGAAAUUUUUCUGAGGCUUGUUUCAAACUUGAGCCUUUAUUCCUUCCAAUUCCGUAUGAAAGGAAAUAGUGCUCUACUAAGAAAACUGUUUCUUCAGUUGAAAGAUACAUAAUGACGAAGAUUUUAACCUUAAUUUAAUGUCAACCUCAUAACUAAUGCCAAGUAAGCAGAAUAUGAUAAAUGCAACUUGCGUGCGCAAUUACUGAGAGCUCUAAAUUUCGGUACUGUUUAUUUUGGCGGAUACCAUAUUUGGCAAUAUGAAUGAUGUCCGGACACAAUCGCAGAAAUGAAGAUUGAGAUAAUUUUUCUACUAAUCUUCAUCCAUGAAUCUUUAUAAAACUAUUUAGUAUGGUUUCUUUUCAAAUUUGGAGGAUAGCUUUUCAUGUGUUAGACUAUAAGCAAAUUUACAAGAAAGCCAUCAGAAACAAAAACAUUGAGCUCAUAAAUGUAACAAAACUUACAGGUGAUAUUAUAGAGUAUCGAGUACUUAACUAACCAUGAAGAUGUAUUUCAGCAUAGAAUCUCGUUCGGUUCUGACAGGCUAGCCUUGUUGGAUAUUGACUAGUUUAAGAUUGGUUUUGAAAAAACUUGCCCACAAACAAGACCAUUCACCUAAGUUUAUUAAUUUAUCCAAUACUUGGUGAAACUUGAAAUUCAUCACAACAAAAAUACAAAUAAGUCUUAUCGAUGAAAUAAGUCACUUUUUUGACAUCACUAGUAGUAUCAUCACUAGCUACCGGAAUCAAUCCGGUGACUAAGAAAAAAAAUUAUAUUUUUCCAUGUAUUGACUGUAUCAACAAUAUUAUGUACCUAUUCAACUUUUUUGUUUUAUGAUUCUAGUUAUUGCUAAUUUAUUAUUAUAUUUUAUACACUUAUAUUAUUUUGUCCAAAUAAGGAAAAAAAGUUGUCACAGCUAAAAAAUAGGAAAGUUACAGCCUAAUAGUAAAAACAAAUAUGUAGCUGUAACAAAGCUUAUAUUUGAGUAGUGGCAAAAGUGAUAGCUGAUGCAACUUUAUUAUGACGUAAUUCACACUAAGAAAUAUAAUUAUGUAGGAAAUUUUUUUUCUGUAAUAUCUUACAUUAAUUCCAUAUUAGCCUGUAUUUUAGUAUCCUGGAGGGCGGCUGCUAGGUUAAUGUUCGAUUAUUUUUAUAUUGUUCAGGGUUGUGACCUUAAUUUGACGACAGAAAAACCAACUCACCCUGUAUAAACAUUAUAUUAAGUGCCUUUCGUGCAGUGAUAUUGAGAAAGGUAUAAACAUUAUUAUGUACCUAUUCAACUUUAUUAUUUUGUAAUUUUAAGUGCUAAUUAUAUUUUUACUGUGUAUACACACCUGCCAUCCAAUGGACUUACUCCUUCAGAUGCAUACUCAAAAGAUUGAACGAGAUUUGUAAGUUCCACAGGCUUUCCAGUAAAAGGUGUUAAGUGUACAAAUACACAGUCACUACCUACUCGUACUUACUAUAAGCUUGUAUCACUUUCAGUCACUACUAGAUUAUGCAAUAGGAGUGAUUGUGUCCGGCAAGACAAUAGAGCGAGAGAGAGAGUUAUUGGACGUGCAAUAAGGACAAGCACUAUUUAAAUUAGCCUUAUUUUGACAUCUACGCAUGCGCAUUUGGGUCUGAAAAUAAGGAUUUCCUUAAUAAGGUUACUGCUUGUCUUUAUUUGUGUAUGGUUUUUAGUUUUAUUCCUUUCAAGAGCUUGAAACACUAGAGCUACUCGCUCCGGUGUUAGUCGACCCCGAUUUGAAAGGAACAGAUGCACUGGCUUUCAUGCAUUUAAAUGGUUUGAGUCGGGCUAGAGCACUCAGGUGCAACAAACACUUUUCGAAAAGAAUAAGCGCCUAAUGCCCCGGAGCUUCCUAGGUAUGAAAGGAAUACAACUAGUGCGAGGCAGUAAACUUCCCUUAUUUCAAUAUUUCUGACAUUUUUGACGACUUUGACGUUUCGCUUUUCGACGAUGACAUAAUUUUACUAGAAAAUUUGUUUUUCACAAUAGUUUUUCAUUUUACUGUAGGUAAUAUCAAAAAAUGGGUAUUAGCAGAAAAUCACAAACAAAAAUAAACACUUUUUGAGGUUGAAAUUUAUAAACAUAGCUAUCAGCUGUCAAAAUUAUGAAUACAAAAUAAGGUAAUACUCUAACACCUACAGCAGGGCUGUCCAACUUCAAGAGCCCCACUUUAAACAAAAUUACGGUUUGGAGGGCCGCAUUAUAAAAUACUUCAAAUGCAACUUCAUUUGUGAGUUUUAAUAGGCAUGGUAUACAAAGAAAAAACGCGUUACUAUAUACGAUAUAUGUGCCGCGUGGCUUCUCGAAUAUUAAAUUUGAUUUGGUUCGAAAUUUGGAACGUUUCUGGGAUUGCGGAGAACUGCUUGCGCACAAAAAUAAUAGAGGACUGUUCUAAUACUAGUUCUGAACCGAUUCGGAACCAAAGAAACCAAACACGCCGCAAAUCACAAAAUUCUGAAACAGUUCCUCCUUCAGAACAAGAACUGAGAGAACCAUUCUAGAACAAUCCCAGAAUUGUUCUUAAAUAGUUCUAGAUAAACCAAAACACUGUCAACACAGUUCGAUUACGAUUCUGAAAAAACGAAAACGCGUUUUAUAUUAUGCGCAUGUGCAGAAUGAUUCUGAACUAGUUCUGAGUGAAACCAAAACAAAGCUAUUGUCGAGCAAGAUCGGUCCGAAUUCUAGUAACUUCGCUGCGACUUUCUAUCCUUCGCCAGUGGCGUCACAUGUUUUUUUAUUUCCGUUUUAUCGUGAAUGUAAGCAUUGUGCAUAUUCUAUAUUUGAGAGUAAUUUAUAAAUUUGGGGGCCUGCUCCGCGGGCCGCAAAAAGUGCUGCCACGGGCCGCAUGCGGCCCGCGGGCCUCUUGUUGGACAGCACUGACCUACAGUAUUCCAAUAACUGUUAUUUUCUUGGAAAAAUAGUGCUGUUGCACUAAUAAAAUAAGGCAGAUUCCUUAUACUGCGAGGCAGUAUUUAAUAAUUCCAAUAACUCUCUAUUAAAUAGAAAUUGAGUUCCCCUUCAUUAGGUACAGACUGGUUUGGAACUUGACAGUUCAUGUCAGUCAAUUUGGAUUUCUGAUUUGGCAUGCUUGCUUGUGUGGCACUGACUAGAACUAAUAAGUUUCAAAACCAGUUUGUAACUAGCGAAAUAUCUAGUGAAUCGGAACUCAAUUUUCUCAUCAUGGUUCCACAAAGCACAAUCUCUCGUAUUGCAUGACCUAGCAGUGUCUAAAAGCGAUUUAGACUUAUGGUACUUUUUAUAUUUUCAAACCUCUAGCGGGAUAAGACAUUCACCAUAAAAAGACAUAGCAUAUUAGGCACACUAGCCUUGCUGUACGAACAAACUUGAACGGCGAUCAAUGUGAUAGGGGCAUAUGGCGUAUUUAGUUUCCUCAUUCACAAAAGAGACACCAUAAUGUGCCUUGUGGCAUUCAACGUGCUAAACGAACAAUAAGGGAAAGUACAUUUUGCCUACCCUGUAUUUAUUAUCAUGGCUGUUAAUUUAAAAGGCAAAACUAAACUUUAUUCUGUUAGGUUUUUACUAUUCUACAAAACAUACAUAAAAAAGUUGUAUUUGGUGUUUAUUUUAUUUUUGGAUGAUUUGCGCUGUUUUUUUCAAUAUAUGGAUGAUUCCUAGAUAAAGUAUAUUGAGUCAGUCAUGUAAUGCCAUAAGCCCAUGCAGUACGGACAUAGCGGCGACUAACUCCAGUAAUGGUUAAAGGCUUAGGUUGUUGAGUAUUAGUAAAAAAAUGGCGGUAAAAUACGUCAUGGCAAUCACAUGACUUACUCAGGCUUUAGGUUUAGCAGGGUAAGCUAACUAUAAUUUAUUGAAGAAUAUUCCUGAAAAAGUGCUUGAAUAAAAUGUUUUAAAAUUUAUGAUACACCUUUAACUAUUAUUAACCAUUUAAGUAAAUUUUAAUAUUUAACCCGGCAUUACACGCGUCAAGAAACUUACGUCAUUACACGCGUACGGUCAAAUCGACCGACUGCCCAAAAGUUUAUAUGAAUUAUUAGCUUUUUCCGCGGAGACGAUCCCAAACGUAUCCUGAACGCUAAGGCGUGACCUAUACAGGUUAACUAAUCAAUAGAGACAUGAAACUUUCAAAUAUUACCUGCGUAAGUCAUGCCUUAGAAUUCAGGAUUGAGGAUACGUUUGGGAUCGUCUCCGCGAAAAUAGUGUACAAGCACUAUAAUUCUUAGAAUUCAUAAUCAUAACAAAGGGAAAUAUAUUAUGCAGUAUAGCUAGCGUAUUAUCGACAUCCAAAAGUACUCCGAAGAUCAGAAAAUGCCAAUUUUGAACACAAAUAUUUUAGAUACUCAGGUUCGCGCGCCUGGUCAAAAGCACAGAGUAUGAGAACAACGAACUAUACAUCAACCAAAAACCAAAAUAUUUUUGGGCCAAUGGGUAGUGGAAAACCUGCAUCAGGCAUUAUUGGAUGGACAAAGCUGCCACCCUUGUACCAGUGGCGUAAUUACUGAUUUUAUCAAUGCUCGUUCCUUUUGACCGACACGCGUGUACUCCUGGGUCUAUUUGAGUCAUUGAUUAAAAACAUUCAGAGAUUUGAUCAUAUAACUAAAGUCUUUACAUUGCAAAUUUGAGUGUAUGUCUAGAUGAAAAUAUGCUAUACUGUUUUCUCCAAUUCAUUCUCUAGCAGUUUUUUUUUCCGAGGGUUUCAUCCCCAUUGAUCAGAACCAUCAAAUGAAAGAAGGAUUAUGAAAAUUCCUUAAUUUCAACACACCGCAUUUCUGCCUGGAGCUUAAAAUAUUUGUACAUGUGUUUCCGGAAAUUUUGAAAAAUAUGAUGUCCUUUAAGUUGCGCAAUUCUGACAUAUGAAAGAAAUUAUGCUUUAUUAUUAGUUAUGUCCAUUUUUCUUUAAACAUGGCAUUCUCAAACUUAGCAAGAAGAACAAAUUUAUUGUGAAGGAAUAAUCGAACUAUUCCAAAACCUGAUAGGUCGUGGCAUCGUUUCGCCUUUAGGAAUUACGAAUCUUUGUUUGUUUGUUAUUUUUAUACACAAGUCCAUGAAAAAUUUACUGUGAUCAAAACAUUCACAUUUUCUUUCAUAUACGUACUAAAUUUUGAAAAUGUAAUUGUUUUUGUAUCGUUAAUCUUAAUUGUUUAUAAUUUUAUUCUAUAUAGCUAAGCAUUAAGUUUAGCUUGUACUGCUUGUAGGUCAUUGACAAAAGGUAAUUAUAAUAAGACAUCUACAACAGAAUUGUAUUAAACCGUAUUACUUUCAAUUUUUUCAAUAAUUCGCGAUUUUAAUUCCAUUUUGCUUAGCUAUUUAGGUAUAAAAAAUAUUGUUUUUGAAAUGUCAUAGGUACUCCUUGUUUUAGUUUUAUUGUUAAAAUAUUAUAUAAUGCUUUCUAAGCACAUUUUUUAACUUAGAUAUUUUAUUUUAUAAUGAUAUGGUUGAGGAUGGGUUAACCAUUUUAUAUAAUGUAUAGUAGGUAUAUUUAAACUAAUAAAUUAUUUAUUUUUAAAAUCGCUUUUUUUAUUUAUUUACAAAUUCAAAAACAACAGGUUUGGAUUUUCAAUUUGUUUCUUUAGAGUUUCAAUAAAGCUGGCCAUACUAACUCCAUCAAUUACUCUAUGAUCAGCUGCUCCACUUAUGUUGAUUAUUUCUUCUUUUAUUAUAUUCCCUUCUUGAUCAAAUCUUGGCAGAAUCUGAAAAUAUAAACGUUUUAAGUCUAUCCAAAUCCAAGGCGUUAUAAAACAAUAACCGCCACACGCGUGAUCAGUCGUUUGCAGGUGGACAGUACGGUUCUUAUUGGUCGAUUCUGGUUUUCUGGCGAUCUUGGACUUGUGCCAAAUUUCAAGCGAACAUUCUCGCCAGUCGAUCACAAGGGUAGCGCGUAAUUUAGUUGUCAGUUAGUUCUUUGUUAAUUAGUUCGACGUUCGUCUUGGAUUUGGAUAAACAUUAGUUGAAAACUCAAGUUCUUUGUAGAUGUUUUUAAAUAUUUAUUUUAAUAACUAUUUAUUUUCUCAGAGAUAUUUUUUUUUAAAUUUAUUUUAGAGUCUAUCCUAGUCACUAUAUUUUAAGAUGUGUUGGACCAGAAAAAUGUGAACAUUUCAAAUAUUAUCUGGAUCGAAGCUUAUCAUAAAAUGGAAAAAUAUUUGACUUUCAUGGUCCAGAAUAUACAGGGUGAUUUACGUAGCCCGUGCAUCAGAAGUUUUUGAGGUUGCAGGAGGAUUAGAAACUUCACAAAUUUGGUUUCUAGCCAUAAUCAAUCGUUCCGUUAUCAUCACCUAAAAUAUUUUCAGAUGUUUAACUAUACAGGGUGUAGCAAAUGUAAGCACUAACUUUCUUAUUUCAAAUAGAAACUCGCAACUUUUUCAACAUAGUUCGAUUGGCCUUAGAAUUUUGAGUUUGGACAACGCAAGUUUUGUCAACUUAUCUUUUAUAGUUUUUGACAUGUGUCAUUUUUUCUUUUAAAAAUUGCCUCUGCAGUUGUUUAUGGAAAACCAGGUUACUCGAGAACUGUUCUAAAAUAAAAACCCAAAUUAAGAACAUAAUCAGCUGAAAGGUCAGGCUAACUUCUGAUGUGUGAUUAGUGCGCCUAAGUUUAUUUUAUGCCAUAUGGGAAUGCAAACAUCGGAAUCAAUAAUGGUCAAAAAGUCGAUUUUUUCAAAUGUCACUUAUUAUGUUUCUUGGCACCAUUGGAGAGAAAAUUGAAUUUUACAGGGCGUUACUUGACCAUUCCCUUUACCUAACUUGAUUCGUUAUCGAGUUACAUAUUCAUAAAAAUCAAGAAAUCGCGUAACUCGUCAACAGAUUUCUUGAUGUGUCAACUAUGUCAUGGAAACAGAAGACAAUCUUCACAAUGAGUUAACAGAAAAAAAAAUAACAAGACGAUAAAGACCAACAGCAAAUAAUAAUAUAAGUAUUAAAAAACUAGAAAAACAACAAAAUUUUUACUUUAACAUAUUGCGUAGUGCGUCUAAUUUCAUUGGGUUCGAUACUGUCAAAAGCCUGUUCUAUUCUAUGUGUCAAGUUGUGUAGGUUUUGGACUGCUGAAGAAUAAACCAAAUCUUUUAUCCGAACCCACACGUGAAAAUCUAAUGGGCUGAGAUCUGGGGAUCUCGCAGGCCACAGGAAUGGUCCUCGAUUUUCUUACCAAAUGGUCAUCGAAUAACGCAGUCAGCUUCGUAUGGACAGCUCUUAUGUUGUGCGCUGGUGCCCCAUCCAUCUGUUACCAUAAAUGUGCAUAUCUAGCCAAUGGAAAAUUUUCUACAAAUGUUUCUACCACAUUUUAUAGAAUUUCCAAGUUUCCGCAUUCAAAUUUUCAUCAUACAAAAAAUAGCGUACCUGUCGAUUCAUCACCAAACAAACAACUUCUUUCACCAUAUGUGGAUUUUCGGAAGCCCAAAAAUGUCGAUUUCGCGUCAGUGGCGGUUCCUCCAUAAGAGCACAUGUGCACGUGCACUCCCAAAUUAAUAUCAAACAACUUUAAAUUUAAUUUUAUCAUUCUUCAAAUUUUAACAAUCUACCUGUAAAGUAUUAAUUUAAAAAAUUAGUGGCCAAAUGCGCCAGCAAAACAAACGCAACCGGCAACGCUGGAAUCACAGCGUCCACCGCGUCGCCUGAUCGCCCCGUUCACUGCACAUUUCAAUAUUAAAUCCAAUUGGUGGAACUAUGCCCCCCGCACUCUUUGUUCCCCGCGAAGGUCUAGCGACGUUCGAUGUUUUAAGCUGGCUGGUGUGCACAUGUAGUCAGUGCACUUUGGGAUCGGAAGCUGUUGUUUUAUAUUUAUUUCGAUUUCGAGCGCGAUUUAACUGAAAACUGUGUGUAGAAUGGCGGGAUUUCUGAACCCCGAUAGCCUUAGCGUGCAAUAUUUAAAAACAAUUAAAUUUUCUUCGGUUUCUUUGGAGGAAAAAAUCCAAAUCAAAUGUGUCGGCCGUCCAAAGCCAAAUUUAAUAAUCACCAACAUAACAAAAUGCAAAAGUCGUGAUUAUAAACGAACUUUUAAAAUGGAAACUUACGAAAAAACUGACUGGUUGUGCGGUUGUGAUGUUAGUAAUAGUCUUUACUGUUUUCCCUGUUUGUUAUUUGGAAGCGAUGAAGCAUCAGAAUGGACAAAAUCCGGCGUUAAAGAUUUAGUACAUUUAUCCGAAAAAAUUAAAAAACAUCAAAACUCAAAAUCACAUCUUACUCUUAUCUUUCAAUACAAAACGUGUCUGUGAGAUUGAAAACUAUAAUACAUUUAUGUAUAAAAACAAUUGUUAGACCAGGACGAUGUACUCAGCGAGGUAAGUUACUUUGUUACUUAAUUUCUAGUUUAUUGAUAUAAGAUCCUUCAAUUUCCACGAUUUGAUAGACCGAAAAAAGUAUUAAAUUGAGCUUAGUUGGUUGUUUGGUAGGGUAGAUAUGAAAUCCCUUAACAAUAUUUUUAAUUAUUGGUAGGUAAACACAUCACAUAACUCAUACGAUCACUUACAAUAAAUUAUUUUUUUAAAGGCCUAAAAUAAACACUUCUGGGCGUGGCACCCCGAAAAAUUUCGCGCCUCCGGCGGCGCCUGCGGCGGGCAUCCCCCUUUCGGCAUUUAUUAUGAAUUACAAAUUAUGUGCACCCCCAAUAUGUUAUACCACGAGCCGCCACUGUUUCGCGUAUUGUAAACUCCUUGCUGACAAAAUUUUGCUUCAUCAGUCCAUAUUAUAUUUUCUAAGAUACUGUUUUGCUUAUGUAUUUUAAGCAAAUGGUCCUGGCAAAAAUAACCCUACGAAGAAAAUCACCUGGCUGUAAUUUUUGCAGCCUUAUAAAUGAAAAAGGAUGUAUAGGUACCUAGUUUAUGGCGAUGCAAAAUCGUUUAUAUUUUAGAAUAUGAAAAGCCCAACUCCAAUGAGACUGUUUGUAUUGAGGUCUUAGGAUAUGCUUGAAAAUAUCCCAGAACAGUAAUUUGAUUAUCGUAAUUGCCAGUUACUGGUUUCAAUCUAGCAAUGGGUCUAGUCACUACCGAAACUUCGAAAAUUGUUAAUUAAACUUGCAAAUAUUCCCCUUGUCAUCCAGGUGUGGAUAUUUCAAACUGAACUGAUGGAUGGUUGGCUGGAUAAUUUUUUGACACCUGCCAUGGAUUAUAAACAAAUCCAAAACCACUUCGUGUGGAUAGUUUUCCAUUUUCAAAAUAAUUUUACUUGGUCCAGAAUAAUAACCGAGGUGGUUUAAUUAUUUCAAACUUGACAGACUGUUGCAGUUGUCUGUGGCAGUUGAAUAUUUCCUUCCGAAUAAUUAGUCAAUCUAGAUCACGUGAUUCAAUAUGAUCGUUUAGGUCCAAUAUUGUGGUGACGUUGCCAAUGUCAAACCUAAACGUCUAGAAUGUGACAAAAUAAGUUAUUUUUCAUUGAUUUUCAUCAGUAGCCUAAAUGUAAACAACACCGUGUUCGACCUGAACAGCCAUAUUGAAUUUCGUUUGACAGGUCAAUCGAUUCCCUAAUUUUGACCAGACAGAUUAAGUGACAAUCUUGAAUCUUGGUCUUGGUGUCAAAAAUCAUUUUCAGGUGGAAAAAUUGUCUAUCAGCAGUUGUGAGCUAGUUUACUGGAAUAUGUAUCCGCGGCAAUUCACAAAAUGCCAGUAUUUUCUGACAGCUGCUGUGAGGUGAUAUUUUUGACACCGAGACAGGUCAAAAUUAAUCAGAAAAAAAACAGUUAGACAUGACAUAGGACACAGUGGCUGGCUGGGUAAUUGCAUCUGCGAGCAAAAUGAGCAAAAUUUGACAGAUGUCACGUGAUUUGACACGUGAAAAAAGAUAAGUGAUCACAUGACGUCUGUCACAGUUUGCUCUUUUUGCACGCAGAUGCAAUUACUGAACCCAGCCAGUCAGACAUGACAUAGGACUAUAGGACAUAUCAGGGUACUUAUUCUUGAAACAGGGGCCGGCGCAGCGCUCCCAGGAGAACGACAGUACAACGAGUGUUCCGUCUUUGUUACUCAUAUUAUCAGUUGUAUAUCAUUGGGAUUGAGGAAGACGGAACACUGGUUCUUUUUGAAACGCUGCUCUCGUUUCAAGAAUAAGAACCCAGAGAUUCUGUGGCAAGUUACGGGGUUUCUUUAUUUUUAUGAAUAACUCGAUCACGACUCAAGUUAAGUAUAGGUAAUGCUUGCCUGCACCCAUAUGGUAUGAAAUAGGAGGCGGGAGCACUACUGACACAUCAGAAGUUAACUUGAACUUUCAGCUGAUUAUCUUCUGAAUUUGGAUUUUUAAUUUAGAACAGUUUUCGAGUAACCUUGUUUUUCGUAAAAAAACUGCACUGUCAAUUUUUUAAAGAAAAAAUGACAUAUGUCAAAAACUAUAAAAGAAAAGUUAUUGACAACAUUUGGGUUGUCCAAACUCAAAAUUGUAAGGCCGAUCGAUCUAUGUUGAAAAAUGUUAAUGAAAAGUCGGUUUUCGGCUUAUUUGGACUUUAUUUAAUGAAAUAUCUAAAUCAACAGCCAACGUUUCGACGCAUUCCGCAUCAUUCUCAUGAAUCGGUCCGAAUGAUACGAUUCAUAGCUUUAAUAAUCUAGGUAAGGUAAACUUUGGUAAGGUAUUUUGUAGAUAACAAUACGACGUUUUUAUUAGUCAAAUUAGGUAAUUGGUUCUAUGUUGUCUGGAUUGAUAGUUUUUCAAAAAUAUAAUUUGUGAAACUCAUUUUACUUAUCUCUUGUUAUGUAAUAGUCAUUGUUGAAACUUUUUAAAUGUUAAUUUCUUUUUUAUACGUCAUUUUUUAAUUUAUUUUUUAAACCUUUGUAAAUGCUUCUUUUUUGUUAAAUGUUAAUUUAUUUUGUCAGUCAUUUUUUAAAAUGUUAAUCGUUGUGAAAUGCUUGUAACGUUCUUUGCAUGUUUUCUUUUAGCCUUGAGAAUGAUGCGGAAUGCGUCGAAACGUUGGCUGUUGAUUUAGAUAUUUCAUUAAAUAAAGUCCAAAUAAGCCGAAAACCGACUUUUCAUUAUGUUGAAAAAGUUGCGAGUUUCUCCUUGAAAUAAGAAAGUUAGUGCUUACAUUUGGUACAUUCUCUAUAGUUGAAGAUCUGAAAAUAUUUUAGGUGAUACCGAAACGAUUGAUUAUGACUACAAACCAAAUUUGAAGUUUCUAAUUCCCCUGCAACCUCAAAAACUUCUUAUGCACAGGCUACGUAAAUCACCCUGUACAAGAAAAAAAAUGACAGCCAUACAAUGAACCCUAUAAACAUGUAUAGUAUAAAAGAAAGGUCUUUGAUCUUGAUCUUGUUGAUGUAUUAAUGUGCAUCAAACGUAGUAAUGAUAAAAAAAUUGGAAAUUACAUUACCAUUUACUGUUCUUGCAAAUAUUAUGAAUUACAUCGGCUAUUCUGAACAAGAAAAACUCAAUAUCGUAGAGAAAAUGGUGCUUCACGUCGAUGAUCUCCUGCGUAUUUUUCCUUCCAAAACUUGGAUGGUUUUUGGUCUGUCGUUAUAAACUUUAUUUUUGAAAUAACCCGGCAAUAACGUGUCUAGUGGAGAAAGGUCAGGACCAUUCGCUAACCAUAUUACUUGCCCAUGUCUACCCCAUUCAAUGGAUGCAUUUUAUUUGAAUAGUUAGUCUGCUUUCAUCAUCCAUCACUGUUGGAUAUCGGCCUUUUCCACUGCCUUUCACUUAAUCCUGUGUGUUUGGUGCCGCAUUCAUUCAAUUUCCCGCCACUGAUCGCAUGUCAUGGCUCCAUUUGGUUGGUGGUCUGCAUCUGUUUCUCUUGUCCUCUGUUGCUCUCCACUCCAUUACCCAUUCGAGUAGAUCUGAUGUACUUCAUACGGGCUAUAGGCUAUAUGGCAUGCCCAUCUCCAUUUGGAUAUUCUGAUAUUCUGGAGUAUGUAUGUGACCUAUCUUUGCUCAAUUUCUUAAUGUGAUCGCCCAUCCCUUCUUGUAAUCCCCAACAUAGGCCUUUCCGUUGAUCUCCGUAUACUCUAAGCUUAUUUGUGGUUUUUUUUUGUUAGGAUGAGACUCUCGCAUACAGGUUCAAUUACUAGUAGGAACGCCUUUUUCAUACCCGCUUCUUUCAAUGAGACAUUGGAACCUGCUUUUUAUGUCUCGUAUCGUACCCAAUGCUCUCCAACCCAAACUUAUGCGGUGUUGCAGGGGUAAUUAUCUUGCCCCGUUUUUUAUUUCAUGGCAUUCGUAUUGGUUAUCGUGCCCCUGGUGUCCAUCCAUCAACUUUUAUGCUGGUAUUUGGUACUAAAUUAGUCAUAAAUCUGUUUCUUUGAGAGCUUAUAGUGAUACCAAUGCUUGCUGAAGAUAGAUUCAGACUCAACCGCAUAAGCAUUUGUUGAGCUUCAUAUAUCUUGGGCGAAGCGACACAAAAAAUUUCCAUCAAUAUUUAUAUUCCAUUCUGUUCCCAAUUUAAUUAUUCGAAUAUAUCUAUGUAUUCCAAAACGGUCAGCAAGAGCUUGAGGGAAGUAGUCCCUCCAUGUCUACUCGUACUUUAUACUUUUCCGCAGUGUGGUGUCUGGCAGAUCCUGUUGCAAUGAUCGAUGGUGAUGUAUUGUUAUUUGGUACCUAACGGUCUAUCAUUCGGACUCCUGUACAUUUAUAGAAUGAUCCCAUUAUUUCUGGUAGCUUUGGCUUAUAGUAGUUGUUUCCUUUCCUUUGUGGUCAAUUCGAAAAUUUCUCUUUUGCCAGUGGCUAAGGACCUUUAUGUAUUUAUUUUCUUCAAGAUAUUGUAUCAGCUGUGAUUAUGCUAUGUAAUCACUUCGAUUAGUAAAUAUUCAGUUCAUGCCGAUAUAAAUGUCAAUGGUGUAAAAUCUCAUAAUUAUUUGAGUAGUGAAAUACAUCUUCCCUUAUCUCCCGAGUUCUGCUCGGAAUAAUAAUUAAUUUUAGCACCCUUUUUUCUAUAUUAUCUUCUCUGUAUUAAACUAACUUGGUAUUUUCAUCAAUUUUUUUAAUAAUUGUAUCCUAAGUUAUCUGGAGUUUCCAUUAGCCUUUGUAGCCCAGGGUCGAUCUGAUGCUUUAUAUAGAAAACCAUGAGCAAAUUAGAGACGAGCUGAAAUUUGUUGUAUAAGUUUGCACUAGGGUCCUUAAUAAACAACCCAACCCCACCGGUAAUCGGCCGUGCCUGUCACCCCUAGACAACCCCUAAGGGGUGAAAAUCAGACUUUUUUUUCAGUGUUUUUGGCAAUAUCUCAAAAACAAAGUUAUUUACGAAAAAAAAUGAAGGAAGAAACAUUGAAGAGCAUAAAAUUUCCUAUAAAAUCACGUCUAGCAGUUAUAUUUUGCUCUACCAGUGGCCGAGUUAUGAUAUUUUUAAUAACUGGAUAUUUUCUAAAAAUACCUUCUCUCUAGCCAUAACAAUUUAUAGGGUGCAGGAUAAGUUGGGACCUUAAAAUAAUGUUCUUCUUGCCAUGCCCGCUAUUUCCAAAUGUGAUACCACAUCUGGCCUGUUUAACAGAGGAAAACUGCAUCGUCUGGCAAGGAUUAGUCCUCGCUAAAACCGUCUGACACUAGGUGCAUUCGAUUCGCAAUGUUUUUCUCUUUAAUUGAGAAACUUUGGGGGCGACUGGCAAGGCUUUAAGCCCGUGAAAACCGUCUGGCAUUAUUACAGCCUUGUAAUGGCACAUUUUUGAAUGAUAUGCCGCAAAAAUUGACCAUCAGCAAGUAUUUCGAAUUUCGUGAAUUUUUUAAUGACUAAAUGACCCCACUACAUGCUGCCAGACUAUUGUUCUCGAUCACGGGGCAUAAUAUGUAAUACUACAUCGUUUACGCAAGAAAUUGCCCAUCGGCAACUUUUUACGGAAAAAAAUUUACUGGCUCUUAGACAUUUCUUUUGGGUGCAAGUAUGGUUGAAUAAUAGUUUACUACUCCAGCAAUAUGGGGAUGGGUUUCUAGUGAUUUUGGAAUCUCUUCAGUCCAGACCUCCGGUGGAUCCCUAAACAAAUUUUUUGUAACUGUUCACCAGGUGGUUGCAAAAAUGCAUGCUCAUAUCGUAAAAAUGGCAUAAAGUGUAUUUUGCCAUGUGGACAGUGUGAUGGUGUUACCUGUUUUAACAAGACAGUUGAGGAUAUAUAGGCGGAUGACAUCUCUAAAUAUGCAGAUUAAAAGCAGAAAUUCCACGGAUAUUGAAAAUAAUUAUUUUGAUACAUUUAAUACGUACGUAUAAUAUUAAUUCCAUUAACUCAUACAAAUUAAUGUAUGAAAUUAGAAAUAUACCUAGUACCUACUUGUACUCCCCACUGGUAUGCUUUUUAUUUCUAAUUUAUUGACUUAAGAAUGUUUUAAAUGUAUUUGCCAAAAUAUCCCUAUGGAGUGUUAGAUAUUUUUAAUAUAAAAAUCCAAUAAGUAAUGACCAGAGAGUAUUUUUACAAAAUACCCAGUUAUUAAAAAUACCAUAACUCUGCCACUGGUAAAGCAAAAUAUAACUACAAGUGAUUUUAUAGGGAAUUUUAUGCUCUUCAAUUUUUCUACCUUCAUAUUUUUUCGUAAAUAGCUUUGUUUUUAAGAUAUUGCCAAAAAACUAAAAAAAGUCCGAUUUUCAUUUCUUUAAAGGGUUGUUUAGGGGUGACAGACACGGCCGAUUACCGGUGGGAUUUGGUGGUAUUUUAAGGACCCCAAUAUAAACUUAUAUACCAAAUUUCAGCAUGUCUCUGAUUUGUUCAAGGUUUGACUGAAUCGAACCUGGGGCUAUUUGUCUUUUAAGUUUUCUCUCCUCAAUCAACAGUUUUGUAUGUUGUUCUGUUAUAUUUUCUGGUGAUUGGUUUUCAUUUAUCCGUCAUUUUAGACCUUGACUUUCCGGUCGGGUGUCACCUAGGUCCAUCUCCUUUUGGGUCUCUUUUCAAAAAAGCUGUUUGCCCGAUGACUGGGACUCCCGAAUUUGGAGGUUUUGCCAUUAAGAAAUAAUCCCGAGCAAGUUCUCUGUCGCCGUUACCGGAUAUUUCUAGCAGAUAAUUCUUUGGAUAUGCAAUAUGAGCAGCGCGCGUCGAUGGACUCGAUAAACCAGAUUUCCUUAAUUGGAGGCGUUGCGUUAUAGUAUUUUACUUAAAAAUAACUUCAUUUUAGGAAAUUGAUGGUAUUAAAGUUUUUUUCCACAACCGGGAUCCAUUUCGCCAAAUUUAUUGUUACGAAAUGGCAUCAAGAGCCAAGCCAGAUUCUAAUAAUCCAGUUGUUUACGUCUAGGGCGCGUCUUUUCUGGAAAUUCUAUUACAUUCGAUGCAAACAAAUUCUUCUGGAUAAAUCCGGCAUACGAUGUCUCUAUAAAUAGCGGGUUGAAGUCAGUUUCCAGGCAAUUUCAAUACGAGUUAUGUUGUGUUCAGUUUAAAUGAGCGAUAAUAAGUGAUAAAGAUAAAGAAAAUUUUUAUAGAGUCAAAGUUUGAUGAAAGUCGUUGUUUUUGUUUGUAAAGUAAGUUUUAGUGGAGUGGGAAUCUGUGACAUUAUUGAAACUUUGCAUGGUCGUUCGUAGAAGAGUACGUAUUGAGCUUAUUUUGUUAAUGGAAUUAUUAUUAGUAAAAUCAACUUACCUGAGUGGCGCCAAUGGCAAUUAUAGCGACUUGAGGAGGCAAGAUAACAGGCUUUGUGUAGGUACC